This is a messenger RNA of Photinus pyralis (common eastern firefly), 1679 nucleotides long. It is a transcript of the gene Vha55, whose product is annotated as V-type proton ATPase subunit B. The transcript is spliced from 4 exons. Gene Ontology annotation, biological process: proton transmembrane transport; ATP metabolic process. Gene Ontology annotation, cellular component: proton-transporting V-type ATPase, V1 domain. The record is from RefSeq and is a predicted model, not a curated record. NCBI's taxonomy places the organism in Eukaryota, Metazoa, Arthropoda, Insecta, Coleoptera, Lampyridae. Bases 86 to 1576 code for a protein of 496 amino acids. Gene Ontology annotation, molecular function: proton-transporting ATPase activity, rotational mechanism; ATP binding.
GCACGUGAACAUUGCGGUGUUGGUGCUGCUGCAUUUCGUUUGUAGAGGGUUGACUGAUUCGGUAAUCCAAUUUGUGGUAUACAAAAUGUCUUACCCAGCGACGUUAAAUCUUCAAUCAGCAACAAAGGAGCAUGUUUUGGCAGUCUCAAGAGACUUCAUAUCACAGCCGAGGCUCGUUUACAAAACCGUUUCUGGAGUAAAUGGACCGUUGGUCAUUUUGGAUGAUGUAAAAUUUCCAAAAUAUGCCGAAAUUGUGCAGUUGCGUUUGGCCGAUGGGACUAUACGGUCAGGUCAAGUGUUGGAAGUCAGCGGUUCCAAGGCGGUCGUACAGGUUUUCGAAGGCACCUCCGGUAUUGAUGCUAAAAAUACACUUUGCGAAUUUACUGGCGACAUUCUGAGAACUCCAGUAUCGGAGGAUAUGUUGGGUCGUGUAUUUAACGGCUCUGGAAAGCCAAUUGAUAAAGGACCUCCAAUAUUGGCGGAAGAUUUUUUGGAUAUCCAAGGGCAGCCCAUCAAUCCUUGGUCUCGUAUCUAUCCUGAAGAAAUGAUCCAGACUGGUAUCAGUGCAAUCGAUGUCAUGAACUCGAUUGCUAGAGGACAGAAGAUUCCUAUUUUCUCAGCGGCUGGUUUACCACACAACGAAAUUGCUGCGCAAAUUUGUCGACAGGCUGGUCUUGUUAAAAUUCCUGGAAAAUCGGUAUUAGAUGACCACGAAGAUAAUUUCGCCAUUGUUUUUGCUGCGAUGGGUGUAAACAUGGAAACUGCCAGGUUUUUCAAACAAGAUUUCGAAGAAAAUGGUUCGAUGGAAAACGUGUGUCUUUUCUUGAAUUUGGCCAACGAUCCUACUAUUGAAAGAAUUAUUACUCCUCGUUUGGCACUUACUGCCGCCGAGUUUAUGGCUUAUCAAUGUGAGAAGCACGUAUUGGUUAUUCUAACCGAUAUGUCGUCCUAUGCAGAGGCUUUGCGUGAGGUAUCAGCUGCUCGUGAAGAAGUACCUGGUCGUCGUGGUUUCCCAGGUUACAUGUACACUGAUUUAGCUACAAUCUAUGAACGUGCUGGACGUGUUGAGGGUAGAAAUGGUUCCAUUACUCAGAUUCCUAUUCUUACUAUGCCUAACGACGAUAUUACUCAUCCCAUUCCUGAUUUAACUGGUUACAUUACGGAGGGACAAAUAUACGUAGAUCGUCAAUUGCACAACAGGCAAAUUUAUCCCCCAAUUAAUGUUUUACCUUCUCUCUCACGUUUGAUGAAAUCUGCUAUUGGCGAAGGCAUGACCAGAAAGGAUCACUCUGAUGUUUCUAAUCAAUUGUACGCUUGCUAUGCUAUUGGGAAGGACGUUCAGGCCAUGAAAGCCGUGGUGGGAGAGGAAGCCCUUACACCAGACGACUUAUUAUACCUCGAAUUUCUCAGUAAAUUUGAAAAGAAUUUUAUUUCUCAAGGCAACUAUGAAAAUCGUACUGUAUUCGAAUCGUUAGACGUUGGAUGGCAAUUGCUACGUAUAUUCCCGAAGGAAAUGUUGAAACGUAUACCUGCUUCAAUUUUAGCAGAAUUCUAUCCAAGAGAUUCGCGUCAUUAGUUUUUAAAUAGUAGUGUAAGACAUGAGUUGUUUUUCUUUAGAAAUUAUAAUUGGAAAAUUAUGUCAUUUGUAAAUUUCUCAUUAUAUUGUUGUUGAUAUGAUA